Messenger RNA from Lottia gigantea (owl limpet), 300 nucleotides. RefSeq lists its product as hypothetical. The record is from RefSeq and is a predicted model, not a curated record. The annotation marks the transcript as partial. Lineage: Eukaryota; Metazoa; Mollusca; Gastropoda; Lottiidae. Gene Ontology annotation, biological process: peptidyl-tyrosine autophosphorylation. The transcript has 2 exons. Gene Ontology annotation, molecular function: non-membrane spanning protein tyrosine kinase activity; ATP binding.
UAUGUGAUAGAUGAUGAAUAUACAAGUUCUGUUGGAACCAAAUUCCCAGUAAAAUGGGCACCACCUGAAGUAUUAAGUUACACAAGAUUUAGUAGUAAAUCUGACAUCUGGGCUUUUGGAGUAUUAAUGUGGGAGAUAUUUACAGCUGGUGAAAUGCCCUAUGGUAAAAUGAAAAAUAGUGAUGUGGUAGAUUAUGUAGUCAGUGAUAAUAAGAGGUUGAAUCAACCACCAGCAGCUCCUGAUAUUAUUUAUAAAAUCAUGAAGAAAUGCUGGAAAUUAGUGAGUAUUAGUUUUAUAUGA